AUGGCUUCGACUCAAGAGGACAAGAGGCCCGAAAUUGGCAUUAUCGCAGGGCUGAGCGCUAUUGGUGACAAGGCUCUUUCGGAGAAGGAUGCCGAUGUCACUCUUCGCUUCCUCGAGAAAUAUGAGGCGGGUGCAGAGCCUUUGGCUCCGGCGGAGCAGAAACGAAUGCUGUGGAAGCUGCACUGGAGGCUUUUCGCUCUCAUCAUCAUCAUAGAUCUGAUGUUAUAUAUUGACAAGGCAACCCUCUCCUACGCUUCUAUCUUGGGCAUCUUUGCCGAUACUCAUAUCGGGAAUUCCCAGUAUAACAAUUUGAAUACUAUAUACUAUGUCGGCUACGUCGUCGCGCAGGCCCCCGGCCACUGGCUCAUGCAGAGGCUCCCCCUCGGUAAAUACGUGGGUGCUACCAUUUUCUCGUGGGCAGUCCUCGUUUUCCUUCAUUGCGCUGCAUACAAUUAUGGCGGCCUGAUUGCCCUUCGGUUCUUUCUCGGGGCCGUGGAAUCGUCUCUCGUGCCCGCUAUGGAAAUGUCUCUCGGCAUGUUUUUCCAGCCUCAAGAACAGACUGUCCUACAGCCUCUGUUCUGGAUUAGCUGUAUGGGCGCCCCCAUCCCUGCCGGCUUCAUUGCAUAUGGUCUGCUGUGGAGCGAGAGUUCCGUACCUCCGUGGAAGCUUUUCAUGAUCAUAACCGGCGGCGUCACCCUUUUCCUAGGCAUUUACAGCUGGUUCUACUACCCCAGCAACCCGACCGAUGCACGCUUCCUAAACACGCGUGAGAAGGUCUUUGCAAUCAAGCGCGUUCAUGAGGUGACGCGAAGUUCAAUCGAGCAAAAACGCUUCAAACCGUACCAGUUCUGGGAAGCUUUGCGUGAUCCGAUUUCAUGGCUGUUUCUUGCAGCCUCGUUCACUCUGAUGAUUUCAAACAACCUAGCCUAUCAACAGAAUCUACUCUUCGUUAGCCUCGGCGUGUCUACUCUCGGCUCGACCUUGGUCUCGGCAGCAAGUGGCGGGUACGCGGUCGUCUGCUGUAUUAUCGCUGCAUUCUUGCUCCGAUGGUUUCCGGGGAAGAUUGCCCACUGGGGUUUGUUCUGGUGUCUUCCGGUUCUGGCUGGCGGUAUCGGCAUGGUCACGGUGCCAUGGGGGGAAAAGCUCAAUUUACUGGCCUGUCUGAUCCUGGCUGGAGGCACCUUUGGCAUCACAUACAUUGUUGCGCUUGGUUGGACGACCUCCAGCGCCGCUGGCUAUACUAAGAAGAUGACUCGUAACGUCAUGUUUAUGGUAGGGUAUGGAAUCGCGAAUAUCAUCUCGCCGCAGAUUUGGGUUGACUCCACCGCACCACGAUACUAUCCUGCGUGGAUUGUACAGAUCGUGGUCAGCUGGGUAGGGUGCCCCUUGUGCCUUUUCGUUAUUCGGUGGAUUCUCUCUCGGCGCAAUGUAGAGCGUCGCCGUUGGAUCGCAGAGCAAGAGGCCCAGGGUAACUCGGGCUUUGGGUACGUUGAGAAGAUCGAUGAUGAAGGCAAUGUCGUGACAGAAAAAGUUGAAAUUUCCCUGUUGGAUUUGACCGACUUGGAGAAUAAGUUUUUCAUCUACCCACUCCUCUACAGUGCUUUACUAUCUCGCCAAAUCUAG
Molecule: messenger RNA, 1623 nt
Organism: Talaromyces atroroseus
Lineage: Eukaryota; Fungi; Ascomycota; Eurotiomycetes; Eurotiales; Trichocomaceae
Product: putative transporter
Exons: 4
Coding region: 1-1623 (540 amino acids)
Biological process (GO): L-cysteine transport; transmembrane transport
Cellular component (GO): membrane
Molecular function (GO): L-cysteine transmembrane transporter activity
Source: RefSeq, a predicted model, not a curated record